AGCGCCGGUACCGGCCGCGGGACGCCUCUCAUGAUCUGCCCGCCCCACAAAGCGUCUGUCCCGGUGUGAAUUUGCGGAGAGGAGCGGCGACAGCAUCUGGAGGAUGCUCUGGGGUUUCCCAGCAGGCCUGUGAAGAUGAGUGUGACAUCAUGGUUCCUGGUGAGCAGCUCCGGGACUCGACACCGCCUCCCCAAGGAGAUGAUCUGUGGGCGAGAGGACUGUGAGCUCAUGCUUCAGUCCCGCAGCGUUGACAAACAGCACGCCGUCAUCAACUACAACCCGACGACUGACGAACACCUGGUGAAGGACCUGGGCAGCCUGAACGGGACGUUUGUGAACGACCUGAGGAUUCCUGAUCAGACCUACAUCACCCUCAAACUGUCCGACAUCAUCCGCUUUGGAUAUGAUUCUCACGUCUACGUUUUGGAGAAAAGUCAACACAAAGUUCCCGAGGAGGCUCUGAAGCAUGAGAAGUACAGCAGUCAGCUGCAGAUGAGUCUGAAGGCGUCAGAGAAGAAGAAGACGGAGCUGGAGGACCGAACGAGAGCCGAAAAAUCACUGAGUACCAAGAGUACACAGGAGGCUCCAGCGUGUCGGCCCACGCCUCUGUACGGUCAGCCGUCGUGGUGGGGAGAGGAGGAUUAUGGGAGUAAAGUUCAGAGCGGCAGUGAGCCUCAUGGAGACGUUCAGAAAGACGCCCCGCCGGUGGAUCCGGAUUUUUCCGGCUCUCUGUCAGAACCAAAGACCGUCUUCCCUUCGUACCACCGUGAGCCAAGCUACUUCGAGAUCCCCACCAAAGACUUCCAGCACCCCAAAACUCUGGGGGCGGAGCUUCAUGAGAUCCCCACCAAGGACACGGACACGCCCCCGCCACCGGCGCCGCCGUCGCCCCCCACCCCAACCCCGCCCGUCGUCCAGAGCCACGCCUCCUUCACCAUCGAGUUUGACGACUGCAUGCCCGGGAAGAUCAAGAUCAAGGACCACGUCACCAAGUUCUCCACCCGCCAGAGGAAGCAGCCGGCCCCGCCCACCAAGACCGCCACGCCCACAGACAUGAUGUCAGCAGAGAGCAAGGUGGCCGAUUGGCUGGUGCACAGUGAUGUCAGCAUGAUGAGGAGACGGCCGACGUGCGAGGACGUUUACAGCACCAAGAGCGACCUCGCCAUCAACAUCAAGACGCUCAAAGGUCACCAUCACGAGGACGGGACCCAGAGCGACUCUGAGGACCCGGUCCUCAAAGGCCGGCGGAGUAAAUCCCACCACUCCGUCCAAUCAGAGCAGUCUGAGGCGUCGCAGCAGACAGUUCAGUCCGUCCCACAAACUGAGAUUCUCCACCAGCCGCUGCAGUACUCGCCACCAGGACCGGCCCCGGCCUCACCCUUGGCCCCUGAGCGGCCCCUGUCCCAGAGUCCUCCUCGGGCUCAGUCCCCUACCGCAGAGACGCCAAAGCAGGGGCCCCCUGAGCACCUCACCCAGCAGGCCUUCAUCAUUGAGUUCUUCGAUGACAACCCGCGCAAGAAGCGCUCACAGUCCUUCACGCACAACCCCGCCCAUGCCGACUCCUACUCUGCCCUGAAGGCCAAGCUGGAGCGCCGGAAAGGCGGUGAGCGGCCGGCGUCUGUGCACGGCCACAUCCCCCCCACUCAGCAGGUGACAGUUCCUCUGAAGGGCCAGGGCCACGGCGGCCCCCAGAGGUCCAGCUCUCUGAAGAGGGAGAAGACGGAGGGGGAGGCUGUGUCCUCCUCCCGCUCCUCCUCCUCCUCCGGGAUCACCAUCAGACCCUUUGGCAGCGUCGGGAAGAAGUCCAAGCUCGCGCAGGAGUUUGCUGCGGAGUUCUUAAAGGACUCUGGUCCACAGGAGUCCUCGCCAACCAGGGACAAGAUGUCCCCACCCCCAAUGUCUGCGCCACCGGUGAUGGUGUCGCCUCCUCAGGCCAGAAUCCCCUCCCCCCAGGAAACGGCCGCCUCCUCUGUCUCCUACCCUACCUCCCCCUUACAGCUGGUGUCCAAGUCCUCCAUCCCUGCCAGCGCUGCUCCCCGGUCCACUCCUCCGGGCCCCCCCCUGUCACCCAUGCUGCCCCUGGGGGUCCGCGCUGGAGACCCCAAAGCUUCGCCGAGGAUGAUGAGGAACGAGGAGGAUGAUAGCCUGAGCGACGCUGGGACCUACACCAUUGAGACGGAGGUGCAGGACAAGGAGGUGGAGGAGGCUCGCAACAUGAUCGAUCAGGUGUUUGGCGUCCUGGACUCUCCGGAGUACAGUGGCGUCACCCCAACCGUGUACAGACCGGUUAUACAUGACGGCAGAGAUGAGCAGGCUAAUGACGGUAGCUCUGUGGACCCGCUGCAUGGCUUUAUCCCGGCUGCUCUCAGCGGCCCCCCGUCUGGCCCCCAGACCGGCCCCAUACAGGUUCCAGCUGCUGGUCUUGAAGGACCAAAGUGGGUUUCCCGUUGGGCCAGCCUGGCGGACAGCUACGGAGAGCCUGGUUCCACUCCGCCUCAGGGAGACGCUCUAGAAGAUCUGCGCUUCAUGAGUCGGUCGAUGGGGAACUACAGCUACGAUAACUCAGAGUCAGAGUCGAGUCACAGCUCCAGGACCAGACGGCUGCUGCCCCAGGUGCCUCCAGAGAAGCUGGAAGGCGUUCCUCCAAGUAUCUUGAUCCGCCACGAACCAAACCACGGCCAGGAGCCCCCUGACAGAGUCUCUGGUCCGCUCCGCCCACAGGACGCCACCCAGCGGCUGGCGGUUCAGGACGACGUGGACCCGGACAGCCUGAGUGACGCCAGUCGCUCAGACGACGCACCAGUCCUGGAGAAGACAAAGAAGACUCAGACCAGGACUGGAUCUGUGUCUCCAGCUGGUCCUCAGUUCAAGGGUCCAGAGAAAGUGUCCCCCUCCACCAAGUCCACCUCCUUCUACAUUGGCUCUGAGGACAGUUCGGGUAAACCGGAGCAGGCCCAGAGUCCGGUCCAGUCUGACAGGACUAAACCUCCCCCCACCACCGUCCUGAUCCGACACUUGAGUGGACACGAGCCCCGGAGGACAGGUGUCAAACCCAACAGUUCUGCUCCAAACCUCCAAAUGCAGGACAAGGAUUCUGUCCCCACCAAGGACAGCUGCAUGUCCUCCAUGGUCCGGCAGGAGAGCUUCACCAAAGACCGGCCCAGCGACACGGUCCAGAUGAAGAAGCUCCCGCACAUCUCCAGCCAUCCGUCCAUCCGAGACAUGGAGCAGAGGAGGGACAACAUCCAGGACACGCAGUCCUUCCUCCAGGAGGCCGAGGGGACUCUGUCCUCUCUGGACUCCAAGUUCCCCUCGUCCGGCUCCGGUCGCAGCUCAAAGAAAGGCGGCUCCUCCACCCACAUGGAUGACUCACUCUCCGGGGAGUCGGACGUGGACACGGCCAGCACUGUCAGCCAGGUGAGCAGCAAGAAUGCUCCGGUCAGCUCUGGCAUCAAAAAGCGUCCCGCCAUCAGCAGUCUGCAAAAGGAGAAGUCCUCAUCCAGCCCGUCCAUCCAGGAGAAGGGACGACAGCUCUCUGCCCGAGAACGCCUUUCUGAAAAACGCAGAAGCCAGACGACCACAGAGACGUCGAGCAAGGCAGAGGCCGCAAAGCGUUUCCAGAUGCGCCGCAGUGCGGGGAACCGCGGCUCCCUGGAUCUGUCCGAGGGCCAACAGGGUUCUGGUCCGCACUGGACUGAGACAACGUCCUCUGACCAUGAGGCCUCCCGUCCAUCCAGCCGCAGCAAGAAGCUCAUAGCCCCCCUUCAGAAGGAAGACAACGGGAAGACGCCCAAGACGGCAGCUCAGCAGGUUCUGACUCGGUCAAACAGCCUGUCAGCGCCGAGGCCAACCCGGGCGUCCAUGCUGCGACGAGCGCGCCUUGGCGAGGCCUCCGAUAACGAGGGUGCCGAGACUGACCGCGGCUCCCAGAACUCUGACCACAUCACGGCACCGUCCAAACCGUCUGCCGAGGGGAAGAAGCUGUCCCGGCUGGACAUCUUAGCGAUGCCCAGGAAGAGGACCGGCUCCUUCACGGCACCCAGUGACAAUGAGACAUCCUCCGCCGGGCGUGCUGCGUUCUCCAAUCGCAACUCUGAGUCCGCCGUCACCUCCAGGAAGACGUCUGCGGGCGACGCCCGCCAGGCCGCUGGCAAAGGGGGCGGAGCUCUGGGAAAGCAACCGCUGACCCGAACCCGGUCCACUGGAGCCAAGUACCCCAGCAGCGGUUCCCGUCGCAGACAGAAGGGCUCAGACUUCUCCUCGUCCUCGGAGGAAGAAUACGAGACGAGCGCAGUGAACCCAAAAACCAAACGCUCCUCCUAUCCCUCCACGUCCUCCCAGAUGCCUCGCCACCGCACCGCCGCCACCCGCUCCAAGUCUGUCUCCCUGGAGACGGAGGAGGACGAGGACCCGAGCGAGGUCGACCCCUACCAGAACUGGUCCACGCACAGCGCCGAGAUCGCCAAGCUCAGCCAGGACCUCGCCAAAGACCUCGCCAUCCUGGCCAAGGAAAUUCACGAUGUCGCAGGAGAUGGAGACUCACCGGGCUCCGGCAUGGGCACCGCUACCUCGCCCGGCUCGCUGCCCACCACACCGGCCUCCACCAUCUCCGCCCGGGAGGAGAGGCCAUCCUAUCCAUACUUACGGGGGGUUCGACCUUCUCAGCUGGUCCAACAUAUCCCUGAGGCCAGUUUAAACUACCAGAAGGUUCCUCCAGGUUCUGCAGUCGUCUCCGACCUGGACGCAAACAUGAAUGAGCCGGAGCCCGGUUCUAAGCAACGCCGUCCGUGGAACCGCGAAGAGGUGAUUCUGGACAACCUGAUGCUGAACCCGGUGUCUCAGCUGUCUCAGGCCAUCCGGGAGAACACGGAGCAGCUGGCCGAGAAAAUGAAGGUUCUGUUCCAGAACAAGGCUGACGUCUGGGAGGAGAUCGAGGCCAAGAUCAACGCUGAGAAUGAAGUCCCCAUCCUGAAAACCUCCAACAAGGAGAUCUCGUCCAUCCUGAAGGAGCUGAGGAGAGUCCAGAGGCAGCUGGAAGUUAUAAACACCAUCGUGGAGCCCGGUGGCAGUCUCCAGACUGCGGCUGUUGGGACGUCGCCACGCAGUCAGACUCGACCGUCCUCGAGGGAGAAGAAGCCCACCGCCAAACCCCGCGGUGCCGCUUCAACCUCCAAUGCCAACGAAAGCACCAAAAGACCACCUCGUGGACCCGACGGGUCCCACUACAUGGCCUGAGCAGGCCACCGUAGCACCUCUGGACAGAGACAGUAUGUCCACACCGCCUGCAGCGUCUGUCCACCGCUCUGCUGCAGCAGGACAGACGGAUGGACAGGAGCAGAACUGUCUCUCCACUGUUCUCAAAGUGUCUCCACAAAGUCUGUUUGUAUUUGUCCACAUUCAGAGGACACAGUGUCCUCAGUGUCCUACAGUGAUGUUGUGUCCCAGGUCCACACUUCACACACCAACAGGAGACAGAGCCGAGACAGGGUUUGAACAGGAAGUCCUUUAACCCUUUGAGACGUGAGCAAAUCUGUUUAAUUUCUUUGUAAAACACGUGAAGAAA
Messenger RNA from Plectropomus leopardus (leopard coralgrouper), 5563 nucleotides. It is a transcript of the gene cep170bb, whose product is annotated as centrosomal protein 170Bb. NCBI's taxonomy places the organism in Eukaryota, Metazoa, Chordata, Actinopteri, Perciformes, Serranidae. Gene Ontology annotation, molecular function: protein binding. The record is from RefSeq and is a predicted model, not a curated record.